ACAUGUAAACUCAUUGUUUUUAGUUUGCACGGUAGAGUAUUAUAGUUCCUGUAGAUAUAGUAUAUAUUGACAAAGUUACUGGUUCUCUCACUUUCUUUGAUUAUAUAAGCGACAUUCAUAGACUGUAAGCAUGAAACUUCUGACGCACAACAUGUUGACCUCUCACGUGAAAGGGGUAACCAAAGGAUACCCUCUCCUCAUCAAGGCGACGGAGGUGAAAGUGAGUGAGGUGGAGUUUAAUCCCAAUUUCGUGAGUCGAAUGAUCCCCAAAUUGGAGUGGAGCGCCCUGGUUCAGGCGGCUGAUGGGCUGGGUCAUCUCCAAGAUUUACCUGCAGAGCUCGUCACGGACUAUGAGAAUAAUGAAGACUUCCUGCGUAAAGUACACCGGGUUCUGCUGGAGGUGGAGGUGCUGGAAGGGUGUCUGCAGUGCCCCGAGUCUGGCCGUGAGUUCCCCAUCUCUCGGGGGGUCCCCAACAUGCUGCUGAAUGAGGACGAGGCAUAGAGGGGGGUUGGUUAUACGCUAACACCCCCCCAUCCACCACCCUCUCACCCCCAACCGUUCAUUGUAUGGGACUGCUUGCAUUAGAAGUGAGGGAAAAACUGGACUCUUGUUUGAGUGAAUAGGAAGAAAUACUGAUUUUGUUUUAUUUAUUUUUAUAGAAAUGUUUCGGUGGAUGUUUUGCCGUAGAAGUACAACUCCUUGGUUUCCUUGGUACCCUGCUUUCCCUUGUAAUUCAUUUACACAGAUAAAUAAAUACUGGUACACA
Molecule: messenger RNA, 767 nt
Organism: Oncorhynchus mykiss (rainbow trout)
Lineage: Eukaryota; Metazoa; Chordata; Actinopteri; Salmoniformes; Salmonidae
Gene: trmt112
Product: tRNA methyltransferase activator subunit 11-2
Biological process (GO): tRNA methylation; peptidyl-glutamine methylation; rRNA (guanine-N7)-methylation
Molecular function (GO): protein heterodimerization activity
Source: RefSeq, marked provisional